Molecule: messenger RNA, 2097 nt
Organism: Salvelinus sp. IW2-2015
Lineage: Eukaryota; Metazoa; Chordata; Actinopteri; Salmoniformes; Salmonidae
Product: transcription factor Sox-9-A-like
Biological process (GO): negative regulation of transcription by RNA polymerase II; heart development; chondrocyte differentiation
Cellular component (GO): nucleus
Molecular function (GO): DNA-binding transcription factor activity, RNA polymerase II-specific; RNA polymerase II cis-regulatory region sequence-specific DNA binding
Source: RefSeq, a predicted model, not a curated record
UUUCAGUUCAAAGCACGUACACGUUCUGGGGAUACUAUUUGACUGGAUCAUUUUCUCUUUUUACCUAAACAAUUUACAGCAAAUCAUCAGCUGUUGCUCGAGUGUGGAGACGCCUGCAAACAAGACAAGGUUAUUAUACCAUUUUUCAGAAAGACAUAUGCAUAAAGACAUUAUUUCUCCAAACGGCGUUGUGCAGUUGACAGCCUCUUUGCAGGAGCAAAGAGCGUCUACUGUUACUUUUUCUCCACUUUUGGACAUUUGAAAGACUUUGGCCGUACUUUCAUAUUUCGUGCGUAAUUGUUAGACAACAUUUUUCGUAUGAAUCUACUCGACCCCUUCCUGAAAAUGACAGACGAACAAGACAAAUGUCUCUCAGACGCACCGAGUCCGAGCAUGUCAGAGGACUCUGUGGGAUCUCCGUGCCCGUCCGGGUCUGGCUCCGACACCGAGAACACCAGACCGUCAGAGAACGGACUGCUGAUGGGUCCGGACGGUCCCCUCGUCGAGUUCAAGAAAGACGACGAUGACAAAUUCCCCGUAUGCAUCCGCGACGCGGUGUCCCAGGUCCUGAAGGGCUACGACUGGACCCUGGUGCCAAUGCCAGUCCGAAUGAACGGAUCUAGUAAGAACAAGCCCCACGUCAAGAGACCGAUGAACGCGUUUAUGGUUUGGGCGCAAGCCGCCCGGAGAAAGCUGGCUGAUCAGUACCCGCAUCUCCAUAACGCUGAGCUGAGCAAAACUCUGGGGAAACUGUGGAGGCUACUCAAUGAGGGUGAGAAGCGUCCGUUCGUGGAGGAGGCAGAGCGAUUGAGGGUACAGCACAAGAAAGACCACCCUGACUACAAGUACCAGCCCCGGCGGAGGAAGUCCAUGAAGAACGGACAAAGCGAGUCUGAUGACGGCAGCGAACAGACGCACAUAUCGCCAGGCGCGAUCUUCAAGGUGCUCCAGCAAGCUGACUCUCCAGCCUCUAGCAUGGGAGAGAUGCACUCCCCCGGAGAACACUCCGGCCAGUCCCAAGGGCCCCCCACCCCUCCUACCACCCCUCCUACCAAGACGGACAUCCAGGUGGGCAAGGUGGACCUGAAGCGGGAGGGCCGCCCCUUACAUGAAGGCACGGGUCGCCAGCUCAACAUCGACUUCCGGGACGUGGACAUCGGCGAGCUGAGUAGCGACGUCAUCUCCCACAUCGAGACCUUCGAUGUCAACGAGUUUGAUCAGUACCUGCCUCCCAACGGUCACCCGGGUGCUCCUGGCGCUGCCACUGGCCAAGUCUCCUACACCGGUACCUACGGCAUCAGCAGCUCUGUGGUCAGCCAGGCAGCAGGGGGUGCCACAGGGCACAGCUGGAUGACCAAGAGCCAGCAGCAGCAGCAGCAGCAGCACUCCCUGACCACGCUGGGUAGUGGAGGGGAGCAGAGCCAGAACCAGAGGACCCCCACACACAUCAAGACAGAGCAGCUGAGCCCCASCCACUACAACGAUCAGCAGARCUCCUCCCCYCCRCAGCACGUCAMYUACGGCUCCUUCAACCUGCARCACUWCAGCUCKUCCKCCUACCCCUCCAUCACCCGSGSCCAGUAUGACUUUUCUGACCACCAGGGCGGCACCAACUCCUACUACAGCCACGCAGCCGGGGGCCAGGGCUCAGGGCUCUACUCCUUCAGCAGCUACAUGAGCCCCAGCCAGAGGCCCAUGUACACCCCCAUCGCAGACACAACCGGGGUGCCCUCCGUACCCCAGACCCACAGUCCUCAGCAUCACUGGGACCAGCAGCCAGUGUACACACAGCUCUCCCGGCCCUGAGGACACCAUCAUCUACACGAACACACACUUACAUAGACUGAUAGGCACGUCCAUCUUGCAGAGGGAGACUUUGUCACAACAUUCCACCAUUAGUUCCCAGGAAACAGACACUUGAAUUUCCAACAGAGGAAGAACACAACAGAGUAGGUGAAGGAGAGCUGGACUUGUAGGAACUGAAACUAGAUCAGAAUAGCUCACAACAGGCCUUUUAAAUUUGUUUUGAAGAAAUAUAUUUUUUAGCAAGAACAGAAAAAAAGCAUUGAGAAAUCCUCUGUGAGGACUUAAUAAACU